Cladocopium goreaui is the source of this 1170-nucleotide messenger RNA. NCBI's taxonomy places the organism in Eukaryota, Dinophyceae, Suessiales, Symbiodiniaceae. The record is from the annotation of a GenBank genome assembly.
CAAACACGAAGCUCAGCUCCGCCAUGGUGCGAAAGUACGACUCCAAACUGGAUGUGCCCCUAGAUGAGCUCGCAGAGAUUGAAAAGGGAAAUGGAUCUGGAAACACCCGAGUCUUCGCGUGACACUCAGAGCUGAGUUUGGGUUUUCAAGUUGCAGGGUGCGACUUUUUUUUUGGAGGUUUUGUCAUAUUUCAAGAGCGUUUUGUCGUUCACCGAUGUUUUGAUGCACCCUGAGGUGGGCAAUUUGCCGUACAGUACAUCUUGGCAGGAUUUGAAAGAUCACAUGCGGAAGGCUGGCGACGUGCUCUUCUGUGAGAUUCUGCAAGAGCCUGGCACAGCAUUGGGCUCCAAGGGUUGCGGUCUUGUAGAGUUCGCCACUCCUGCAGCUGCGCAGAGAGCCAUCUCAGAUCUCACUGGCACGGUUAUACAGGGACGACAGAUCUUUGUGCGAGAGGAUCGAGAGAACGAGAACAGCCUGCAUAUCAGCUCCAUGGGCCGAAGAGUCUUCGUCGGGAACUUGGCAUAUAGCGUGAGCUGGCAGGACCUUAAGGAUCACAUGCGGCAGUGUGGUGAGGUGUUGCAUUGCGACAUCAUGCGGGAACCCAACACCGCAAUGGGCUCGAAGGGCUGCGGCAUAGUGGAAUUUGCUUCUGCAUCGUCGGCGAAGCGAGCCAUCCAAGAUAUGACCGACUCGAUCCUGAAAGGGCGACCGAUUUUUGUGCGCGAAGACCGGGAAGAACGUGGCGGCUCAGGACGAGGCGAACGGAGGGACGUGGCAGCCCCAGAAUCUGCCAGAUUUGGAAGACCCGAACGACGCGAGCGAUUUGGACGAGCGCGAAGUCGAUCCUACAGCGGUGGACGGCAACGGUGGCAGCCAGUUGGAGGAGGUCGCAACAGAGAUGGUGGUGGUAACCGCCGGGUCUUUGUGGGCAAUUUGGCUUACAGUGUGACAUGGCAAGAACUGAAAGAUCACAUGCGCCAUGCUGGGGAUGUUCUGUUCUGCGAGAUUCUGAAAGAGCCUGGAACCACCUUAGGCUCCAAGGGCUGCGCCAUCGUGGAGUACCGCACCGCCGCCGAGGCCCGGCGAGCCAUCCGCUCCAUGACCGACACCGAGCUGCGCGGAAGGCAAAUGUGGGUGCGAGAAGAUCGCGAGGAGAUAUGAGAAGACAGG